AUGGCUCUUCCCACAAAAACAGACGAAUGGGUCCUGGCUGCUCCGACUGGUGUUGAGAACGCCUACCGACUCAACAAGGGCGUCCCUCUCCCGGCUCUCGGGAACAAAGACGUCCUUUUGGAGAUCAAAGCGGUCUCGCUCAACUUCCGAGACGUUGCGAUUGCAAUGGGCGCCUACCCUCUACCCACCAAGUUUCCUCUCGUUCCGUGCUGCGACGCGUCUGCCGUUGUGCUCGCCACGGGUGCUUCGGUCACGUCCGUGGCCGCCGGCGACGGGGUGAUUGUCCUUCCCGCGCCAUUGUUUCAAUCAGGCCAUAUGACCACUGCCACCUUCGGGGCGCCCGGUGACGGAUUCAUGCCCGGCUUGCUGCGGCGGCAUGCCGUUCUUCCGGCGUCUUGGGUAGCGCGCUUCCCGCGCUUCUUGUCCUUUGUCGAAGCGUCGACCCUGGGCGUCGCCGGCGUCACGGCGUGGAACAUUCUCGCCCCGUAUGGCCUUGGCGCCCCGGACGCGGCGGUCGUCAAACCGGGCAGCUGGGUGCUCACGCAAGGCACGGGCGCUGUUUCCUUGUUUGCAGCCGAAUUUGCUGUCCGUCUCGGUGCCGUCGUCGUCGGCACAACCAGCUCCGACGCCAAGAAGCACUGGCUCACGGACCUCGGCGUCACGACGGUCAUCAACUACAACGAAGACCCGUUGUGGGGUGAGACGGCGCGCCGCCUGACGCCUGAUGGCGAGGGCGUGGACUUGGUCGUCGACGUGGGUGGGACAGGGACGCUCGGGGAGAGCCUCAAGGCCAUUCGGUACGAUGGGACGGUGGCCGUGACCGGGUUCUUGACGGGCGACAGCACGGCCGGCCCGUCCGUUAUGGAUGUCUUGCCGCGUGCGGCCAACGUCCGGGGCGUGCUGGCGGGGUCCAGGGCGCACUACGAGGAAAUGGCUCGCAUGAUUGAGCAGUGGCAAUUCCACCCCAAAGUCGACGACGAGGUUUUCCAGUUUGAGGACGCCAACACGGCGGUCCAAUAUUUGGCAGCGCAAAAGCAUAUCGGAAAGGUCGUCAUUGAAGUCAGCCCGGAAAGCCGUGCUGCUUAA
Messenger RNA from Sporothrix brasiliensis 5110, 1086 nucleotides. RefSeq names its product zinc-containing alcohol dehydrogenase. Bases 1 to 1086 code for a protein of 361 amino acids. NCBI's taxonomy places the organism in Eukaryota, Fungi, Ascomycota, Sordariomycetes, Ophiostomatales, Ophiostomataceae. The transcript has 2 exons. Gene Ontology annotation, molecular function: oxidoreductase activity. The record is from RefSeq and is a predicted model, not a curated record.